GUUUGUAGGUCACGGGCUGCUUGACUACCAAUACCUAUAUAGCCACCGCUGCCUCCCAUUUCCCCUCUCUUCCUUUCUUCUGUAUCUUCCAGUUACAGCAGACGUGUCAUUUCAAAAAGCACCGCUCAACAAAAGCUCUUAACUCAAGACCUCUCUCUCUCUCAGCAUCAGAAUUUAUUCUUUUGCUUCUACCUCUUUACCAUCUUCAGCAUGGCUUCAACUACCACUUCCUCUGGCUGCUCUAGCAUGCCCAUCACCAACAAUACUACUACCUCUGGCAGAUCGACUUCAUCCUCGAACCUGACCUUUGGAUUAGAGUAUGAGUUCAAGCUCCGAGUCACCGCCGAGCAGCUCCAACAAGAACUCAGAAGCAAUCCCACGACCAGCAAUAUCGAAGUCGUCACCAACCCUGGUCGAGUCCGUCUGUCCAAAGCCGGACCCCAGUAUUUGCAGAACGAUUACCUCAAUUUUGCCUUCCGCGACCCCGGUAAUCAUCCACAGAGCACUACACUCGUGAGCAAGACCACCGGAAAGCAAUGCGACUUUCGUGGAUACACCACAGAAGCUCUCAAAAUUGUUCAGAGAUGCCUGCAGGCCAUUCCGGACUACCACAGUACAACAAUAUAUCAGGGUGCAAGCAAACAGCAAGACUUCUCGUCCGCUCGCCUGCAUCUCACAAACGACACCAGUCUGAAUGGCCUCACCAACGCCACCAAGGUCUCGAGAGGCCUAUGCACCCCUGAAGAGGCCAAUACCACCGACUUCAUCGCCUGCGAGAUCGUGACUGCCCCUCACUCAUCGCUUGAAGAAGCCUCCGAAGAGAUCGCCAAAGUCUCCACCGCCCUGUGUUCCGACCAUCUCGACUAUCACAUGGACGAUGAAUGCGCUAUGCAUAUCCACGUCGGUAAAGAAGAUGGUACACCAUUCAGCCUGAAGACUCUCCAGCACCUGGCUUACCUCGUACUUGUAUACGAACACGAGGCUGCUCGUUGGACAAUUCCUCGCAACCGUGGUGCUGAUUUCGAGACGGCGUCAAACCGUGUCGAUUUUGCAACCGAAUGCCCAGCCCCAGAGCCGCAUCACGCCUAUAUCUGCGACGAAGCUGGCGCCAUCACCGAAGGAUCUGUAGAAGUGAUAUGGAAUUACCAGUCGCUCGCAGAGAUCCGCAAGGCCCUGUUCGACGACGUCGAUGCCGCCGAAGACCCACUCAAAGCAUUUGUCAAGCUCAUGGGAUCAACCAAAGGCCGCAUUGUCAACUUCUCCUACUGCGGUCGCGACAUCACCAACAACGAACCGGCUGCCACCGUCGAGUUCCGUCAGCACCAAGGUACUCUCGACAGCGGCGACGUUCUCCAUUGGGGCCGUCAUUGUACCGCCCUCGUCGCUCUUGCCGAAAAGUACGCCACCACGAACACCCAGUGCCCCAUCACCGCCUGGACCGACACCAUCGACAUUGAACAACUAUGGAGGGAAAUGACUCUGCCCGAGUCAACCAGACAUUUCUAUCGCUGUCGCAUCCAGGAAUUUGAUGCGCGUUGGCCCGACGUGCACCCGACUCCUCUAUGCGAACCCGACAUGGUUUUCGAUGACGAUUUUUCUUUCUCUGACGACGAGGAGUCCGAGGACUCUGAGCCGGACAUGACUGAAGCCGAAGUACAGGAGAACAUGGUUGUUGUUUGAAUUAUUGUGUGAGCAUUUUGUUUUUAUCUUGUAACUCU
Molecule: messenger RNA, 1718 nt
Organism: Aureobasidium pullulans EXF-150
Lineage: Eukaryota; Fungi; Ascomycota; Dothideomycetes; Dothideales; Saccotheciaceae
Exons: 2
Coding region: 211-1680 (489 amino acids)
Source: RefSeq, a predicted model, not a curated record